AUGACACGACGACUGCCCUGGGCGCGCGACGACGUCGACCCAGUACGAACACCCGCGAAAGCCGCCACCAAGCCGCCGACAUCUCGUUCAGCAGCGACGCCGCGACGCGCCACGCCAAAGCAGAAGGCGACACCAACGUCGCGCAACUCAAAGCAACAAUCGUCACGGUUAAAUGGCCUCCUCAGAGAUCGAAGUGCUUCAACUUCGCCACCACCGCAGCCUAUCCCGGAAAUCUUCAUGAUCGAAGGCCUAGAAAAUGACGACAAGUAUCGCAUGGUCGAGGACGAACUCUUCACCGUCGCCGGCCAGUUCACAGCGCAUCUCCACGCAGCGGAGUACCAACGCCUCAAAACGCAGACGAAAUCUCAGAACGCGGAGACAAUCAAGAACAUCUCCCGUCCCGUCGUUGGAUCCCUUACAGAGAUCGCGAGGAGACGUCAGGAGGAGCUGCUCCGUAAGAAGAAGCAGCGCGAGGCGCUCCGCAAGGCGAAGAAACAGGCCGGCGUCGACGAUGAGAGCGGUGACGAGACGAGCAUGCCGUGGCACGGCACCUCGCUACAGGGCUUGAUGGACAGCCCGCAGAAGAAGGAGGUGCCGCUCACAACGCUUACGAAGGCGGACUCGGGAACGAAGACGAGCUUGUUUGGAGGGGUGAUCAAGUCCCAGAGAAGGUCUGCGCCCAUGAGCAGGAGAGAAGCUCUGGAAGAAGAAACGGAGUCCGAGAGCGACGAUCUUGGCGGGCCGGUGAAGGCUCCAACGAGGCGAGAAUCCGUGAGGCCAGCGCAGGUAUCGAGGCCUUUGCCAAAGGAUCCGGCGCGGUCCACAGCAAAGGGAGCGGGAGCCGCUGCUUCGCUGGGAGCCGCGAGGCAUGCUUCCCGAGUAUCUAAAGAAAGACCGGCGACAAGACCAACAAGCAGCUCCUCAUCGAAUAGCACAACUGGAACCGCAACACCAGCUGCCGAUGAUGGUGACGACGAAGACGAUAUAUUCACGCGCCACAAGAAUCGCACUGCAAGGGCAAGAACGCCACGGCUUGGAGCUGCGAAGCAUACAUCACCGACGGCAAGACCAAUGAGCAGCUCCUCGUCAAACAGCACGACUGCAACGACGACGCCUGCUAUCGAUGACGGCGAUGACGAAGAUGACGACGACCUAUUCACACGCUUCAAGAAUCGCACUGCAAGGGCAAGGCCGUCACGGCGAGCUCCCGUGAAGAAAGCGGAAUCACAGGACUCUAGAGAUAUCAUUCCAUCAUUUCUAUGA
Colletotrichum aenigma is the source of this 1263-nucleotide messenger RNA. RefSeq lists its product as uncharacterized. The transcript is spliced from 3 exons. The coding region runs from base 1 to 1263 and encodes 420 amino acids. The record is from RefSeq and is a predicted model, not a curated record. NCBI's taxonomy places the organism in Eukaryota, Fungi, Ascomycota, Sordariomycetes, Glomerellales, Glomerellaceae.